CUUCAACCUCCGAUUUUUUCUUCUUUUUUUUUUUUUAUAACAUUAUUCGAAAUUUGAAGAAUCUUGGGUUUUCUCUCUCUUUUUCUUUUUUUUUUCUUUUUAUCACUUUGGCAGCACUUCGAAUUGACCGGAUUCCGACUGGCUUUGGGUUUCCUAUUGGCUUCUCGUUUGGGAAGAACACCCACCGAUCAAUCCCCCGGGCUGGGGGCUGGGGGCUGGAGGUGGAGGAUUGAAAAGGGGGCAAAAAUAUGAAGCAUUUGAUUGGAAAACCGGGGACGGUGAGUGGACUAGCAUUGAGAAUAGGUCAAUCUGCAUUUGCAGCUGCUUCAAUCGGAGUUAUGGUUUCUGCUUUGGGUUUCUCUAGCUUCACUGCUUUUUGCUAUUUGAUUGCAUCAAUGGGACUACAAGUGCUUUGGAGCUUCGGACUUGCAUGCCUUGAUAUGUAUGCUUUGAGGAGAAAAAGAGACCUUCAAAACCCAAUACUAGUCAGUUUGUUUGUUGUUGGUGAUUGGGUGACAGCCACUUUAACCCUUGCUGCUGCGAGUUCGUCGGCUGGGAUUAUUUUUCUUUAUGCCAAAGAUUUGGACGUCUGCAAGUUUCAUAAAGAACUUCCUUGUAGCAUGUUUCAGAUCUCCAUAGCUCUAGCUUUUGUCACCUGGGCUCUUAUUGCUAUGUCAUCGCAUGUCAUGUUCUGGAUUCUAUUAGCCUCAGUUUAGAAAACUCAUGCUUGCAAAAGCAAGCCCUUAUAUCAUCUGUAAAUAGCCCCCUUUUUAUAACAUUCAUUUUUUGACAUUUUGUUUCUUGUACAAACUCUUCGUUUUUAAAACAAAAGAGAUGUUCCCAAUUCGCUCCAGUUUUUUUAUGAUUAGUUCAUUCCCUACCUGAAAAGCUUACACGGAUGAUUUGUAAUUUAUGUUGCUUCUUCUUAGGAAGAUCUGUUAUAUUGAUUCUUUACUAUGAGAAUCUUUCAUGUCUAUUAAAUAAUACAGUUUCUUUGUCA
Cucumis sativus (cucumber) is the source of this 1000-nucleotide messenger RNA. RefSeq names its product CASP-like protein 5B2. Gene Ontology annotation, cellular component: membrane. Lineage: Eukaryota; Viridiplantae; Streptophyta; Magnoliopsida; Cucurbitales; Cucurbitaceae. Bases 249 to 716 code for a protein of 155 amino acids. The transcript has 3 exons. The record is from RefSeq and is a predicted model, not a curated record.